GCCUCAUCUGACCUGGCCUUAAACACCUCCAGGAAGGAAGCAGCCACAACCUCCGUGGGCAACCUGUGCCAGUGUCUCACCACCCUCAGGGAGAAGGAUUCAUCCUUGAAGAUGACGCCUCUUGGAAAUCUUCACAGAACAUAGUAUCCCUGGUAACUGAAGCUGGUAUUUCUAUACUCAGAAGAAAUCUGUGCCAACUGGGAGUUGAAUGAAUAGGGAAGGACAACUUCAGAAAAAGAUGCCCUGGGCCACUGAAAGUAGGACCAGGACUCCAGGAUGUGCAAACCUAAUCUUACAUGUCUGGUGUGUCCUCUGGAGGUGUCAGUCAGUUCAGGAAGCAUCCAGGUUGCUCGAGGCCAGACAGCAGUAUUGCCCUGCACCUUCACCACUAAUGCUGCUCUCACUAACCUUAAUGUCAUCUGGAUGGUCAUUCCUCUGUCUAAUGCCAACCAGCCUCAGCAGGUUAUUCUCUACCAAGGGGGUCAGAUCUUUGGUGGUGCACCCCAGUUCUAUGGGCGAGUGGGGUUUGCUGUGACAAUGCCAACCACCAGUGCCUCCAUCUUCAUCAACAACACUCAGCUAUCGGAUACUGGCACAUACCAGUGUUUGGUCAACAAUCUUCCUGACCGAGGCGUCAGGAAUAUUGGAGUCAUUGGACUUACUGUAUUGGUUCCUCCUUCUGCUCCGCUUUGUAGAAUCCAGGGAUCUCUGGAUGUAGGCAGUGAUGUCACUCUGACCUGCAGCUCUGAAGAAGGCAUCCCUCGGCCAACAUACCUCUGGGAGAAACUGGACAAUGUUCCCAAGUUGCCCCCAACUGCCACACAAGACCAAGUCCAGGGCACUGUCACUCUUCGAAAUAUCAGCACUGUGUCCUCAGGUCUUUACCAAUGUGUGGCUUCAAAUGCCAUUGGAACCAGCACUUGCCUUCUGGAUCUGCAAGUCAUUGCACCCCACCCCCGGAGCAUUGGCCUGAUUGCAGGAGCAGUGGCCACAGGUGCUGUUGUUCUUGUUAUUUGCAUUGUGUUGGUAGCUGUGGCACUGUUCUACUGGAAAAAUAAACACAAAGAGGAAGAAGAGGAAGAGAUUCCCAAUGAGAUAAGGGAGGACGACCUGCCACCCAAAUGCUCCUCUGCUGCAAAGACAUUCCACGCUGAUGCGUCCUCAUCAGAGAACGACACCCUGACCUCUUCCAAUACCUACAACAGCCGCUACUGGAACGACCCCAAAGCCAACCACGCCACAGACUCCUUCACCCGCUUCAGCAACAGCAAUGACGCCCACCAGCCCCCUUUCUCCCGCUCGGGGAGCACAAGCACCCGCCCCGUCUAUGCCAACGGUGGCCACCCAUCCCCCGCUCCCCCUAAGACGCUGGUGGUGACAGCCAGCACGGCGCCGUCCCCUCAGGAGGUGAUCCGGAGCAACGGCUCCAUCAGCAGGAAGCCACGGCUGCCGCACACCCGCUCCUACGCCGUCAGCCAGGCCACGCUGGAGCGCAUCGGGGCCGUGCCGGUCAUGGUGCCCGCCCAGAGCCGCGCUGGCUCCCUCGUGUAAGGCCGUGCCAGCAGCCGAGAGCCGGGCAAGGGGCCUCUCGUACCUCGUGGGGUGAAAAGACCCUCCUGAACGGCGGCGAGGCGAUGGGACACACACAGACACACACACUCGCCUCUCCCCCCGUCCUCCCCUCCAGCGGCCGCCGCCAGCCAGUGGGACAGCCGGGCCGUGCCAUGCCAUAUCGCCCGGCCUGCCAGGGCUCUUGUGCCAGCGGAAGCUGCAGAUGUGCCAAGGCCGGGGGAGCAGGCAGGUCAAGCUGCACUCCCUGGCUGCUGGGCCCCGACUGGAACGUAUGCCCGGCCCUGACCUUGGGCAGGGGGGUGGGGGGUGGGGGCAACUUCUGCUUUUGUUUCCCAUUGGUUUCGUUGGGAGUCGACUCCGUCCAUCUGGGUCCUUCAGGAAGGUUUGGGCAGGUCUAUACUUCUAAUUAUUGGGGUUUUUUACCCUUGUUGUCACCGUUUUAUUUCCAGGAGGAUGGCGGGGGGAAGCUAGCAUGGAGGGGUGCUGAGGCAGGGUAUGCCUCAACCUGGCAUCUCCAGCCCCCUCCCCAUGGCCCUGGCCCUGCUGCUGGGGAAGGGAGGGCAGGACACUCGGGCUGGGUGUGAGGAGAAGCAAGAUGAAGGCACAGCCACCAGCCUGGCCAAGGUGGAUGGAUGAGUGGAUGGAUGAAGACAUGGAUAGGGGAGCAUUAGUCUUUAUUUUCUGCAGUUUUUCCCCAACUCUGACACACACACACACAGAUACAGAUAAAAACACAGACACACACAGAGGUCCUUCUCAGACAGGGUGUUUUUCCUGCACUAGCUCAGGGCACUGCCAGAGCCUUGUUGAUGGCUGUGGAGGAUGCAGCCAUCUAAGCAUCUUUCCCCAAGGCACUCCAUGCAGGGGAAGGAUGUGUUGCUACUGCUGCUGCUGCUGCUGUAGGGCUCAUGGCUUUUUUUUUAAUGCAGGGGGUGUUGCUGGGUUGAUUCAGGAGGCACAGAGGAGGAGAGUGGUGUGGCAGAGCAGCAGGCAAGUCCAGAGGUGUCUGCUGUCCCUGGGCUACUCUGGUUUGGGGCAAGUGGCUUCAAACGCUGCAGCUUUGGUGUUUGUGUGGUGGGUUUUCCUUGUUAGGCUCUCCAGGGCUGGCUGGCAUGGCAGGGUGUAUGUUGUGCUUGGGGCACUCACACGGAGGCAAGUUUUCAUUCCCUCUUUCCCAUGUGCAUGGACUUCCCAGAUGCUGAGGUUGGCAGGAUUUGUUUCCAAAUCUCUUUCCUUAGAAAGAGUAAAAGCAUGGGCUUAAUGAAGGAGGUAACCCUGUGGAAGCCCACAUGAUAGCUCUCUGCCUCCCCUACUUCCCUCAACAUCCUGAGAGUGCAUACUGGUGGCAUCUGCCAGUGGCUCUGCCAUCUCAUCACAGCCAAGCAGGUGGUUGUGGCUGGCACCUAUCCUUUUUCUAUUGCAACUAAAUAGCCUUAAUCAAAGCCAGGAGUUGAACCACCAGAGGAAUAUGGUGCCAUUUGGAGGGCUGGACUGAGGGCUGGAACUUACCUUUCUAGAAAACACUGAUUCAAAGACGUCAUGCUUGGGUAGAUGUCUCGACCCUCUUGCAUAACACCAGCCCUGUAACACAUGUAAAGGCAGUGGUCACCUCCAAAAGCGCCAGAGCCCUCCCAGGUCUACUCUUGGAAAAGCAAUGUGAGGAGUCACAGGUGACCUUCUGUAGCUCUCACAUUGGAAAAAAGGUCUGUUGAAGCCAACAGACUCUUCCUCAUCCCCACUUUCCUUUUCCCGGCACAGCUUUACUUUCCCUGGCAGUGCAGAAACCUUGGGCAGGGCCUUCUGCCUGAGUGGUACCUUUCAAAUGCAAGCACAGACUAUGAGGAAGAGGAGGGAGAAGUGAGGGCUGGGUUCCCAGAUUGACACAGUGGCUUUUUGGAAGGGUGGGGGCUCCCACGUGGCACUAAGUUUGAAGCUUUGCUGAGAUUUUGUGCCUUCUUUGCUCAAAAUAAAAAAGAGAAAAGUAAAAUCCAACCUUUCUUCCUCUCCACUCUACACAACUCCUAGCAGAAUGGGUGCAAACCCCUGAAGCAGAGCAGGCUGGUGGCUCUCUCUGUGUGUUUCUCCAGAGACAUCCUCUUUCCUGCCUGUCUCUUCACUUUGCUGCUGGGUGGUUGGAUUGGUAGGGGAAGAAGAGUGGCUUUAGAAACCUUUUUGUGGGAGGAAAACCCCCUCCAACCCAAAACAGUCACGAAAGAAGCCCAAACACAUCCUCUCUGCUUUUGCAGCAACCUCUGUGUGACAGCUUGUAGGAACACUGCCCUCAGCAGGCCUCCUCUUCUACUGGGAAAGCUCUUCUGGUCCCUACCCUCCAUGAGACUGUUUGCUCCUCUUUCUUUGUUCUUUCUAAUUGUCUAAAAUUCAAUAAAAAUUUUAUUCAUAUAUAAAAAGAAAAAAAAUCAAAGAGAAA
This is a messenger RNA of Pogoniulus pusillus (Red-fronted tinkerbird), 4000 nucleotides long. It is a transcript of the gene IGSF11, whose product is annotated as immunoglobulin superfamily member 11. The record is from RefSeq and is a predicted model, not a curated record. The transcript has 8 exons. Gene Ontology annotation, cellular component: cell-cell junction. Bases 277 to 1551 code for a protein of 424 amino acids. NCBI's taxonomy places the organism in Eukaryota, Metazoa, Chordata, Aves, Piciformes, Lybiidae.